AUGACCUGUGUCGCUACGAUUAACGAACAUCUCACCGAGCUCAACAUCCUCGAGAACACGCUCCUCUGCUCGCCUCCUGCACUUUUAAAGAAUCUGAAGAUGGAUUUGGAAGACGACACUGCGGUCCUGGCCACCCUGAAGUCCUUCAACUCCUUCCUCAGUCAAUCAGAGCCUCAGCGAGCUGCGGGCCCGCCCACACUGCAGAACCAGUACAAGCGCAGCAUGGAGUUGUUGGACGCUGAAGAAAGGCUCCAGUCGAACGGCCGCUUCCUGCAGUUGGACCAGGAGAAGAAGCAGAUGGAACUUAGCCACAAGAAAGCCCGCCUGGAGCUGGAGAAGAGAGCCUCAGAGAGCGCACGAGAGCUGGAGUGCGAGCUGGACCGGAACCAGGGGCUGCACGAGCGCAUCAAGAGGCUGGAGGAGAGCGAAGCUGAAGCCCUGAGGAACGUGAGAGAUCAGCAGGACAUUCACCGUUCUCUGACAAAGACCAUAGACAACCUGAACAAGAGCCUGGACGAGAAGGAGGAGCGCAUCAGCUCUGCCAAUCAGACCAUCAGCUGUCUGCGAGACGACAUCCGUGAGCUGAAACUGCAGCUUCAGAGCCAGGAAUGCACCAUCUCCACCCAGAGUCUGGAGAGAGAGGAGCUGCAGGACAAAGUGCAGCUACUGCAGAGGAAGCACCAGGAGCUCUCCCAGCUGUGCCAGAGCCUGCAGGCGGCUCAGUCCACCUGUUCCGAGCACGUCCUCAAGAUCAAGGAGCUGGAACGACGUCUCGUCCUGCAGGAGCAGGACAUGUCCAUUGUGAAAACAGUGAAGGGUGAAGCGGCCAAGGUCCCUGAGCUGGAGAAGGAGCUGAAGAGGCUGCGAGAGGACAAUGCCUUCCUCAGGGAGAGCCGGGAGAAUUGCAGCCUGCUGAAAGAGGAGGCCGAGGGGUUGAGGAGGAAGCUGGAGAGGGCAGAGAAGGCCAAAGAGGAGCUGCUGACCCUGGAACUGGACAAAGAGAAGUUGUCUGUGAAGCUCCAGGCCUGGGAGAACCUGGGACAAUCCACUGGACUCAGCUUCAAGAGCCCUGAAGACCUGUUCAGAGAGGUGAUGCAAAUCCAGCAGAGAGAGGUUGCACUCAAAGAACAGAACUACACCCUGAACAGCCGUGUUCGGGGCAUGGAGCGGAGCCAGUCGGAGCUGAAAUGUGAGGCGUCUCAACAUAGGGCCAGCAGUGUGGAGGAGCAAAGAAGGAGGGAGGCCCAGGACUCACUGGUGCGCAGGCUGCAGAGAAGGGUGCUGCUGCUCACUAAGGAGCGUGAUGGGAUGCGUGGGAUCCUGGAGUCAUACGAUGGCGAGUUGGCCUCCACAGAAUACGCUCCUCAGCUUAGCAAAAGAGUGAAGGAGGCGGAGGACCUGCUGCACAAGAGCCAGGCCUACAGCUCAGACAUGGAGGUCCAGCUGAGCAAAGUCCAAGAGGAGUGUGGAGCUCUCCGCCAGCAGCUGCACGCAAUGGAGCAGGAGCUGACGAAGCUACAAGCCACAGCGGCAGAGAAUGUAUCCACGGCGAGCAGGGAGGAGCUUGCCAUCCUCAGACAGAAGAUUGAAGACUUGGAGGCGGAGAGACAGCGCUUGGAGCAGCACAGCAGCACACUGGAGAUGCGACUGGAGAAACACACUCUACAGGGAGAUUUUGAUCCAUCCAAAACCAAACUUCUGCACUUCAAGAUGAACCCAACAGCCGUGGCCAAGCAGCAGCGGCAGCAGGAAGUGGACAGUCUGCAGGAGGAGCUGACCCGACUCCGGGAAAUGGUUCGCGCCAUGCAGGAGGGUGGAUCCCAAGAUGAGAGCAGUGUGUUGGGGCUGAGUGUGAGCCUUCCCCCCUCUAAGGAGGUCCUGGAGCUCCGUAAGCAGAUGGAAAGUUCGGAGCUGAAGAAUCAGCGUCUAAAGGAGGUGUUCCAGAAAAAGAUCCAGGAGUUCCGGACUGUGUGCUACGUGCUGACAGGUUACCAGAUUGACAUCACCACAGCCAACCACUACCGACUGACUUCUGUGUACGCUGAGCACAUGGACGACUCGCUGCUCUUUAAGAAGGGCUCCAACGGCAGCAUGCAGCUUAUGGAGACAGAGUUCUCCAAGACGCUGGAGGAGAUGGUGUCUCUCCACCUGCACCACCAGAAGAGUAUCCCAGUGUUCCUGUCCACUGUGACCCUGGACCUAUUCAGCAAACAGACCAUGGCCUGA
This is a messenger RNA of Knipowitschia caucasica, 2226 nucleotides long. The record is from the annotation of a GenBank genome assembly. NCBI's taxonomy places the organism in Eukaryota, Metazoa, Chordata, Actinopteri, Gobiiformes, Gobiidae.